AUGGCUUUGAAUGACCCGGCUCUAGAGAUCUUUUACCAGGCCCAGCAGUCUUUCCGCAACCACUUGAACGAUCCCGGUCUUUAUAAUGAGAUCCUCUCCUCUAAUAGCAUCGACGAAGUCUACAACUUGACUGCGAAGCUUCAAGAAGAAGCCGCAGGCAAGGCAGGCCUUCGAAAUCUCGCCAGAAUUCGACCCUUUCUUGAGCGCCUGUCAUCAUAUAGUGCAGUCAUCGAAGUUUUACUCCAAGUCAAGCCAGAGCUCGCAUUGAUCUGGGGCCCAAUCAAGCUGCUCUUGCAGAUGUCCAGCGAGCUGACUAGCGCCUUUGAUCGAGUGGCAGACACAAUGGUAAAGGUCGGCUAUGCUCUUCCUCAGUUCGCCAUGGUCUUGAGCGUUUUUGAGUGGAGUGACGCCAUCCGGGCCGCAAUGGCCUUAUUCUACGGGGACCUCCUGGAAUUUUACCGUGUGAACCUGGACUUUUUUAGGAAACGUCGUUGGAAACAAAUGUUCGAGGCAAUCUGGCCCAGCUACCAGAAGAAACUCGAUGUGGUAGUGAGUAACAUCGAGUUGCAUGCGACCCUGGUGAGGAACGAGGUCACGCUUCUUGACGUUAGUGAAGCGCAAAAGGCUCGCGUGAGGUCGCUCGAGCAAUUCGCCGAGAUCCAAACGUUACAUAGCCGGCAAAGGUUUACAGGCCUGAAAGGGCAGAUUGCACCCAUCUCAUUUGAUGAAAGGUUAGAUUGGAUCUCGAACCGAUCGGUCCCCGGCUGCGCUAAAUGGCUCUUUCGGGACAAUGCUUUCUCUGAAUGGUUUGAUGUUUCAGCGCAGGCCCCUCAAUACCUAUGGCUGCAAGGCAUGCCGGGGGCGGGGAAAACAUAUCUGUGCGCUGCAGCUGUGGGUCAUGCCCGUGAGCGUCAUCGAGUCCUGUUCGCGUUGGUAAACCACGCAGCAAAAAAGACUACAACUGCGCUGGGGGUUCUUCAAUCCAUGAUAUUCCAGGCUGCAGAGGAGAAUCAAGACUUGCAAGCAAUUUUGUUGGAGGCUAAGGAACGUGAACUGCGCGGGAACACGCUGUACGUGACUGAGCUUUUCAAGUCCUUCUUGAAAACAGCAAGUCAAACGUAUAUUAUGAUCGAUGGACUGGAUGAAAUGGAUGAGCGGGAGCGACAGGUCUUACUGGAGCGAUUGGAAGAGAUCGCGAAGGAAUGUUGUGACUUGCGGAUUCUGAUCAGCUGUCGUCCAGAAGGUGAUAUCUCACGGAGACUCGAGAAGAAGGCAUGCGCAAUCAAGAUCCAUGAUCGCAACGCAGGAAGCAUUCAGCAUUACAUUGACCAUCGGGCACGCGACUGGAUCAGUGAAUUGGGUUGUAGUCCCUCCUUGGAGACUGAAUUGUACGGUCUUCUGUCUCCUUUGGCCGCUAAAGCUGCAGGCAUGUUUCUAUAUGCGAGAAUUGUAUUGGACAAUUUACAAGGCAUAGUUGGACUCGAUGACAUUCGCCGCGAACUCAAAGCCCUUCCUGAGGAUCUGAACGAUGCAUACCACCGCAUCUUGCAGAGGAUAAGUGACCUUCCUCCACGGAAACGUGAACGAAGUAGGAAGGUACUGGGCUGGAUCGGGAGUGCGCCGAUUCCCUUGACCGUUUGGGAGAUGGAACAGGCUUUAUCUAUUGAGCUCGAUGAGGAAGGCAAAAUGACCAGUGCAGUUACUCCAGAUCUUCUUAGCAUUGAUUUCGUCCAACUUUGCGGUCCAAUUAUUGAAGUUGCCGAUGGAAAGCUGCAGUUUGUUCAUUUCACGGUCGAGGUAUACCUCUUCAGUCCACGGAUAGCGCACUUUAUAGACAAACAAGUCGCUACCUUCGACCUGUUCAAUAGUUUAAUGGCCUAUCUUAUGUCCGGAAUUGUCGAUCUCGACCUGGAUGAGGGCGAUAUUCAAGAGCAGAUACGGCACGGUCGCUUUCGACUCUUCGAUUAUGCGAGUUUUUACUGGCCGGUUCUUCUUUACGAACUUAUUUCAGUCAAGCGAGAAAGGACUAAUAAUCAAAGAGAUGAGUCGUUGGCUCGUUUACUGAAGAGAGUUGCAAUGACACUCCAGAAUUUCGAUUAUAUCACAAAGGAACCUCAGGAAGGGCAUGAAGUGAAUCGGAUGUGGUCUUUUCUGAAUAACGGAGACUUAGAAUCGAAUGGUGUUAUACGUGGAGCCAAACAGUUUCACUCAAACGAGAAACGAUGGGACUGGAACAUCAAUAAUAGCGAGUCGUGGAUAAACAAAGAUCCAUUGAUCACGUCACAGAUGUUGAUUCGGCUGCGGGAACACCACGAGAUACUACUGUCUAUGCCAGACUGCCGUCCGGACCUGGAGCGACAAUAUGGUCCCGAGCUCUUCCGAUGCACGUACUUGUUCUGUACGCGAAGCCGACGUGGCUUUUCCUCAGCCGACGAGCGCGAUAAACAUGUUGAGAACCAUGGACGCCCAUUCAAAUGCAUCGUUCCGAGCUGCGAGUUCUCUAGCAUUGGCUUCGACUCGGAAGCCAGCCGGCAAAGGCAUUGGAAAAAACACCAUAUCUCAGCCGCACGCGAGACUCAGGCGGCCGUGGAAGCCGCAGAAGGGGUUGGAGGCAACUUUGACGCACUUGAUCCCGAAGAAGCUCAGCCCUUGCUCUUUGUCCUGCUUUCUGAAGAGAAGGUCGACCUUGUACGGCGUCUGCUCGGCUCCCAGGCUGGGAAGAAGUUGAAGCCGGAGGUUAUCGCGCAUGCAAGACUCAUGGCUGCGGAGCAGGGGUCGCUAGCGCUCACCGAGCUCCUAGCACCGGUGACAACGGAGAAAAAAGUACCCUUUAAGGUGUUAGCCGCAGCAGUGGCUAGCGAAAAUGCCGACUUUGCCGAAUGGGCGUAUAAUCACCUUUCACUAGCCGACUGGCCCAAUAUGAUGAAGGCGGUUGUAAAGGUGAGGCGGGAUGAUAUCUUCACUCGAUGGGAAAAGUACACCCAAGGAGAGGUUGAUAAGAUGCGCAUCAGACCACGAUAUGGUGACGAUUUGUUCACCUUGCUCUUUAGACAAUCUUUGUUUACGGACAUCCAGGGCAACGAGCUGAAAGAGGCGAGAACAAAGGGCCUCCUGACGCAGUUCGGACGAUAUAUGUCGUGGGAAAUUUUAGGCACAUUGCUCCUUCGAGUGGCCCGAUCGAGCUGCUCGGUGAUUUUGGCAGAUCACCUGUUACAACUCGGAGCACCCAUCAACUUCUGUUCUUCUUCAGGACGCGCAAUCGGUCAAACACCGCUGUAUGUCGCUGCGAAGAAGACCUCCGUAGAAGCAGCCUUCUUCAUGAAGUUUCUUAUCCUUAACGGCGCAGAAACCGUGGUAUCAAUCAACCGUACUGUCACACAUAUCAGCGAAGAAAAGGGCGCCGCAAAGAUAGCCGAAAAGGUGGGGCUUACAUGGAGUGAACUAGAGGAGAUGUAUAAAAAGAGCGAAAAGUAUAAACCGACACACGAUGACGAUUAGCCCUGCUUGACAGGCUUAACCAUGAGCCGAGUCUACACCCAAUCUUAAGAAAUAUAGUAUUGGCUAUAUGACUAUAGUAUUCCAUAUAUGGAAAAUCAAACCGAUGGUGACCGAC
Molecule: messenger RNA, 3613 nt
Organism: Aspergillus welwitschiae
Lineage: Eukaryota; Fungi; Ascomycota; Eurotiomycetes; Eurotiales; Aspergillaceae
Product: NACHT domain protein
Exons: 6
Coding region: 1-3498 (1165 amino acids)
Molecular function (GO): protein binding
Source: RefSeq, a predicted model, not a curated record